AUGAGCGAAAAGGCAGGCCCCGGUGUUGGCUUCGAGUUCCCCAGCUACGAGGUCUCAUGGCUCAAGCGUGAUCUGCUUCUUUUCGCAGCGAGCAUCGGCGCUACUUACCCAGAAGAGUUGCACUUCCUAUAUGAGCUGCACCCUCAGUUCGCUGCUUUUCCUACAUACCCCAUCAUCUUGCCGUUCAAGCAUACCGACCAGGAAGUCAUUGAUUUUUACGCCCGCUCCAACGCCGAGCCCAUCGAUGGCGUACCCAAGUUUGACACCAAACAUGUUCUUGACGGCGAGCGCAAGCUCCAAUUCUUGAAGCCUAUCCCCGUGUCCAGCGAAGGCCGCAAGUUCGAGAUCAGGAGCAAGGUGCUCGGCGUUUAUGACAAGGGCAAGCCUGGCACAGUUGUUGAGACAGAACAAAGGCUUGUAGAUGCAGAGUCUGGCGAGACAUAUAGCAGGGCUGUGGGCAGUGGCUUCUAUGUCGGCCAGGGAGGAUGGGGAGGACCCAAGGGUCCCAAGGUUCCUAGCUACCCACCCCCCGACCGCGCGCCCGACGCGACCCGCACUGUCCAAACUACUAUGGAGACUGCACACAUUUACCGCCUGAACGGUGACUACAACCCCUUGCAUGCCGACCCCGAGCCAGGCAAGAAGAUGGGCUUUGGUGGACCCAUCAUCCAUGGUCUCUUCUCAUGGAACAUGUCUGCCCACGCCAUCUUGCAAGCGUUCGGUGCGAGCAAGCCUGAGAACAUGAAGGAGUUCCAGGCGAGGUUCGCAGCGCCAGUCAAGCCUGCUGACAAGCUGAUCACGGAGAUGUGGAGGACAGGGGAGAAGGUCGAGGGCGGAUUUGAGGAGAUCAGGUUUAUUGUGCGAGUAGAGGGAGGGAAGACAGUACUUACGAAUGGAAGAGCUGUGGUCAAGAUUGAGGGGCAGGUCAAGGCGAAAUUGUAG
Ascochyta rabiei is the source of this 942-nucleotide messenger RNA. RefSeq lists its product as uncharacterized. The transcript is spliced from 3 exons. Gene Ontology annotation, cellular component: peroxisome. NCBI's taxonomy places the organism in Eukaryota, Fungi, Ascomycota, Dothideomycetes, Pleosporales, Didymellaceae. The record is from RefSeq and is a predicted model, not a curated record. The coding region runs from base 1 to 942 and encodes 313 amino acids.